Salvia splendens (bonfire salvia) is the source of this 1731-nucleotide messenger RNA. Its product is annotated as protein FAR1-RELATED SEQUENCE 5-like. The record is from RefSeq and is a predicted model, not a curated record. The transcript has 5 exons. The coding region runs from base 1 to 1731 and encodes 576 amino acids. NCBI's taxonomy places the organism in Eukaryota, Viridiplantae, Streptophyta, Magnoliopsida, Lamiales, Lamiaceae.
AUGGAAGAAGUUAGGGUUGUGCCUGCCUGUUCUGAUCAAUUAAAGCCUGUUGUUGGUCAGAGGUUCCAAUCAUUAGAGUUUGCAAUCGCGUUUUAUGAUGUGUAUGCUAGGGUCGUUGGGUUUGACACGCGCAAACAAGGUGUGAGGAAGGUGGACGAAGUUACAACGUGGUAUUACGUCGUAUGCAAUAGGGAGGGCCAUAAGAAGUCCAUCGACGAUGACCAGUUGAAUGCACGUUCCGGUUUCUCAAUGAAGCGCCGACGCUUAUCGAAGAGAUGUGGUUGUAAAGCUAGUAUUUCCUUCAAGUAUUUCUCUGAUAAUGGACAUCCAGGUUAUAUGGUACAUGAUUUCAACGAGGUUCAUAACCAUGAGAUGGUUGAGUCCGAGCACCAGCAGUUUAUGACUGUGAACCGUCAUUUGGAUGACGUUCACCAGAAAUUCAUACUUGAUUGUUCAAAAGUGAAUAUUGGACCCACAUUAACAUUUAAGGUAUUGAAAGAAACUCUCGGUGGCUUUGACCUCAUUGGUUGUACUGUCGGUGACAUCAGGAAUGCGUCACGCGACAUUAAAGCAUAUGCGCAUGGGUUCGAUGUGCAAAUGGUAUUGGACGACAUGGCGAAAAAGAAGGAGAUGUCGGAGUCGUACACAUAUCAUUAUGAGGUUAAUGAAAACAACCAGUUGGUUGCGUUGUUUUGGUGUGAUGGCUUAAUGAAAAGGAAUUACCAUAUGUUCGGUGACAUUGUAGCCUUUGACACCACAUAUAACACAAACAGGUAUUGCAUGAUAUUCUGUCCUUUCACGGGAAAGGACAAUCAUGGAAGCCCUGUAACCUUUGCGGCUGGCUUGUUAUGCAAUGAGAAAACAGGGGCGUUCGGAUGGUUGUUUAGACGUUUUGUUGAAUGCAUGGGCAUAGCACGGAAGAUGAUCGUGACAGAUCAAGACAAUGGAAUGAGAUCAGCCAUCGAAGAGGUUCUGUUUCAGCGUAACAGUAGGACGGCGUUAGACUACCACGAUGCCACUGCUUUGCCCAUUUUGGCAACUACAUUGCCGUUUGAGAAAUAUGCUUCGACGCUUUACACGGAUACGAUGUUCAGGAAAAUACAGGAAGAAAUCGUUGAGGGUAAUGAUAGAUGUCGCGUGCUAGGAUUUUCUUCGACUGAAUUUGUUGACACCUACAAGAACAAUGAGUUGAAGAAAAUACCAGAAAAAUACUGCCAAAGUAGAUGGAUGAAGACUCCGCUAGCCAAGGCGGUCCAUGGGGAAAUCCGUGAUGACAUUCCUACCAGAUCUGUUGUUGACGAUAGGCAAGCAGUGUCAAAGCAAGGCAUUUCUAUGUUCUAUGGUUUCCUCCGGCGGUUUGAGGAAGACAUUGAUUUGCUACGGGCAUUUGUAGGCGGCGUUGAAGAACAUGGUAAAUCUCUGCAAGCUUGGAAUCCGACAACGUCAGCAAUUGAAAAAAGGCGAAUGAUUGAAGAGUUCUAUGGCAUGGUGCGGCCUGAAGUUGUGGAGGUUCAUCCUCCAGAUGUGGUCAAGACCAAGGGGCAUGCUAGCAGCUCAAAGAGCCGACUAAUUUCGAAAAGGGAAAAGGCUCUAAAGGAUGCUAGUCGGCCUCAAAGACGGUGUAAGGCUUGCGAUGAGAUGGGCCACCAUGACUCCAGAAAUUGUCCUAGACUUAAAGAGAUGGAGAUGGAGAUGGAGAAAGAGUUGGGGAAGGGCAAGAGUACGAUGUGA